This is a messenger RNA of Poeciliopsis prolifica (blackstripe livebearer), 963 nucleotides long. Its product is annotated as frataxin, mitochondrial-like. Gene Ontology annotation, cellular component: mitochondrion. Bases 30 to 671 code for a protein of 213 amino acids. Gene Ontology annotation, molecular function: iron chaperone activity; ferrous iron binding; 2 iron, 2 sulfur cluster binding. Gene Ontology annotation, biological process: intracellular iron ion homeostasis; iron incorporation into metallo-sulfur cluster. The transcript is spliced from 6 exons. The record is from RefSeq and is a predicted model, not a curated record. Lineage: Eukaryota; Metazoa; Chordata; Actinopteri; Cyprinodontiformes; Poeciliidae.
AUAGUACAAGAAGAAGAAGAGGAGGCAGUAUGCUCCUAUUUACAAAAACAUGUAAAAUUUCUCCACAGAUCUGCCACCUGGCAGGUUCAAAGCUUUACCUGGGGACAGCGAAGAGAAGUGCGAUGACAAACUUUCAUCAGCUCCACAUGCUCUCUGUCCUGCAAAAGGCUCGAGGUUGGACAUCACACUGCCUGCGUCCCAGUGUCCUUCAGCGUGCUGGGGAGCUUGGCUGGAGAAGAUUUGAUGAUGGGUUAAUCAGAAAUCUUUCUCUAACAUCAAGAAGAAAGAAGAAACUGACUCCUGUGCAUAUAAGAGAGCUGUCAGAAGCAGCCUAUGAGAAGCUGGCAGAUGAGACGCUGGAUGCUCUAUCUGAUUACUUUGAAGAUUUGGCAGACGAAGCUUUCACUGGAACAGAAUAUGAUGUCAUAUUUUCUAGUGGUGUGUUGACUGUAAAGUUGGGUGGAGGCCAUGGAACCUAUGUUAUCAACAAACAGACACCAAACAGGCAGAUCUGGCUUUCUUCGCCUACCAGUGGACCAAAACGCUACGACUGGACAGGAGAACGCUGGGUGUACACUCAUGAUGGAAUCAGUCUCCACCAACUGCUUUCUGAAGAGUUUUCCAUUCUCUUCAAUAAAAAUAUCUAUUUGUGUCAUUUGCCGUAUUCCUGAAGCAGCGAAUCUGAAAAUGAUGGACUGAGUGCAGUAUGCUAACCAGAAUGUUUCUAUGGAAACCAAAAGACCUGUAUUGUCUAUUCCUCCCUCCCUUCUGAAGUUCAUUGCAGUCCAAACAGAAGACCCACAGAUUAAUUCCUGGCGUGGGAUCGAUAUCCUUCCAUGUUCCUACCAAAGUCUUCUGUAUUUUGCUGUAAUGUGUCGCUAUGCCUGACUGUACUCGAGUUUUAUUUCUGUGUUCACUGCUCUUGUAUUUCCUUCCUGUAGAAAAUACAAUAAGGAAAGAUUA